AUGAGUGACAACAAGACAAGAGCAGUAGUACCCCUGGAGUCCAAUCCAGAAGUGUUCACGGAGUUUGCCCACAAGCUGGGAUUGCAAUCAGGGUUUGCUUUCCAUGACAUAUAUUCACUAACAGACGCAGAUCUUUUAGAGUUUUUGCCCCGUCCAGUAAAGGCAAUUAUCUUAUUGUUUCCCUUGAAUGAGUUCUUUGAGACUCACAAGCCUCAAUCUCCCAAUCGUGGGGUCCAAAAGGGGGGCGCAGACAAUACCAUUUGGUUCAAGCAAAAUAUUAAGAAUGCAUGUGGAUUAUAUGCUAUAUUACACUCUCUUUCCAAUAACAAAAGUUUGCUGGAGGAUGAUUCCACGCUAUCGAAGUUUUUGCAAACAUAUGAUAAGAAGAAUGUGGAUGCCACGGAUGAAUUCAUCUAUAAUGUGAGCGAGACCUUUUCUGAUAAUUUUGAAGCAGGUCAAACGUCUGCUCCAGACCCUAACGAUGAUGUAAAUUUACAUUUUAUCACGUUUGUUGCCGAUCCUGAGAGUAAAGAUGUUUAUGAAUUGGAUGGUAGAAAUGAAAAUGGUCCGAUCUUUAUUGGAAAAUUGGAUGAAAGUGUAGAUAAUGGAGAUUUAAUUGGACAGAAAGAUUUGAUUGCCAGAGUACAAUGGUAUAUGAACAAUGCAUCUGAAGCUGAUAAAUUAAAUUUUUCGUUACUGGGGUUAUCCUGGAAUUAG
Molecule: messenger RNA, 717 nt
Organism: Naumovozyma castellii
Lineage: Eukaryota; Fungi; Ascomycota; Saccharomycetes; Saccharomycetales; Saccharomycetaceae
Gene: YUH1
Product: ubiquitin-specific protease YUH1
Exons: 1
Coding region: 1-717 (238 amino acids)
Source: RefSeq, a predicted model, not a curated record